UCUAUAUAUUUCCUUUAAAUUCAUACCAAACACGAUUUUUUGCACUUAUCUUCAAAAUUCAAAGACACUAGCUUCUCUCUUUGCGUUGUCACUUUAAAUCUACUCAUCUGUCUGUUGAUGCACAUCUCUAUAUAUACAGCUAUACUCAUUCUCGCGUUCUUCUCUAUUAACAUAAAACAAACUUCAGUUUUACAACAACUACGGUGAAAGAAGCAUAGCAAAAUCAUGAUCAAGAGAAGUGCUGGUUUAUUAACCCAACAUUCAGCCCUCCGUUCUUCGAUUUUUAAGACACGAGCUACACGCUUUGCAACUCAGGCCGCUGCUGCUUUGAAUUCAUGUGAACCUUCAACUUUCAGUGGCGAUGAAUAUGCUGAUGUUGAUUGGAAUAAUCUUGGUUUCGGACUCAUGCCGUCAGACUAUAUGUACACCAUGAAAUGCUCAGACUAUGAAAAUUUCCAACAGGGGAAACUUAGUCGAUAUGGAAACAUCGAGAUGAGCCCUUCUGCUGGUGUCCUAAAUUAUGGACAGGGAUUGUUUGAAGGCACGAAAGCUUAUAGGAGAGAAAACGGAGGCCUGUUCCUGUUCCGUCCAGAGCAAAAUGCAAUGAGGAUGCAGAUCGGUGCAGAGAGAAUGUGCAUGCCAGCGCCUUCAGUCGAGCAAUUUGUAGAUGCUGUAAAACAAACUGCCCUUGCCAAUCGACGCUGGAUUCCUCCUCCAGGAAAAGGGUCCCUAUAUAUCAGGCCUCUGCUUAUGGGGAGUGGUCCAAUACUAGGAUUAGGUCCAGCACCUGAAUACACUUUCCUUAUUUAUGCUUCUCCUGUUGGCAACUACUUUAAGGAGGGUACUGCACCAUUGAAUCUUUAUGUUGAAGACGAAUUUUUUCGUUCCUCCCAUGGGGGAGUCGGAGGUGUCAAAAGCAUUACAAAUUAUGCUCCGGUUUUGAAAGCUCAGGGCAGAGCAAGAAGCAGAGGUUUCUCUGAUGUGUUGUAUCUCAAUUCAGUUGAUAAGAGAAAUCUAGAGGAGGCUAGUUCUUGUAACAUCUUUAUCGUCAAGGAUGGUGUUAUUUCCACCCCUAAACCGAAUGGAUCCAUUCUGAAAGGAAUUACACGGAAAAGCAUCAUUGAUAUAGCUCGUGAUCUUGGCUACAAGGUUGAGGAGCGAUCCAUUCCAGUCGACGAUUUGAUGAAUGCUGACGAAGUUUUUUGCUCUGGAACGGCUGUUGGUGUCGCUCCAGUCAGUAGCAUAACGUACCAGAACAAAAGUGUAUGCUACAAGAUGGAUGCCGAGCUUGUGUGUCGAAGAUUGAACUCGACUUUGACAGGAAUUCAUCAAGGUUCUGUUGAAGACAAGUGGGGCUGGGUUGUAGAAAUUGAUUGAAAUUCCUCAUUAUUCUGCAAAUGUAAAAAGAACUGCUUCCUUUCUCUUAUAAAAUUGUAAUCUUUCGAA
Daucus carota subsp. sativus is the source of this 1446-nucleotide messenger RNA. RefSeq names its product branched-chain-amino-acid aminotransferase 2, chloroplastic-like. NCBI's taxonomy places the organism in Eukaryota, Viridiplantae, Streptophyta, Magnoliopsida, Apiales, Apiaceae. The coding region runs from base 226 to 1377 and encodes 383 amino acids. The record is from RefSeq and is a predicted model, not a curated record. The transcript is spliced from 10 exons. Gene Ontology annotation, biological process: branched-chain amino acid metabolic process. Gene Ontology annotation, molecular function: branched-chain-amino-acid:2-oxoglutarate transaminase activity.